AUGGCGGCGCGGCCGUGGCAGCAGCAGCAGCCGCAGGGAGCAGCAGCAGACAACGCAGCACCGCUGCACGAGAAGCUGCAGGCUCGCGGCAUCACCCACCUGCUGUUUGCGGGGGUCACCACCGAGGUGUGCGUGCAGACGAGCAUGCGGGAGGCCAACGACCGCGGCUACGAGUGCCUGCUGGUCACAGACGCCACAGACUCCUACUUCCCCAAGUUCAAGGAAGCCGCCAUCGAGAUGAUCCGCGCCCAGGGCGGCAUCGUGGGCUGGACGGCAGACACGGCGGCGGUGGAGGCGGCGCUGGCUGCCGCCUGA
This is a messenger RNA of Chlorella variabilis, 315 nucleotides long. RefSeq lists its product as hypothetical. The transcript is spliced from 2 exons. NCBI's taxonomy places the organism in Eukaryota, Viridiplantae, Chlorophyta, Trebouxiophyceae, Chlorellales, Chlorellaceae. The coding region runs from base 1 to 315 and encodes 104 amino acids. The record is from RefSeq and is a predicted model, not a curated record.